AUGGGCGACGCUUCUUCACCGCCACGGACUGCGACAGCAACACCGGAUCGGUUUGCUUCAGUCUUGCCGUCCAUCCCUCUCCGCAUCAUCACCCACAACAUUCGCUAUGCCUCAGAAGAUCCCGAGGAUUCUGAACUUCGUUGGCCCGGUCGCUAUCCCAAACUUUCCGCGCACUUCAAGUACCAUACCCGACCCGGAUUUACUCCUCCCUCGACGCUAGUCUCGAUGCAGGAAGUCUUGUAUCCACAACUACAAGACCUCCUACGGACCACCUUCAACUCCAAUGUCGUUGCCGAGGACAAUGACUGGUACAGUGUUGGUGUAGGUCGUCUGGAUGGCAAAAGAGGAGGCGAGCACUCCCCGAUCUUCUACCGCCGAUCUGCCUGGACUCUCAUCCACUCCAAUACCAUCUGGCUCAACGAAACUGGGGCCGUCGGUAAGAAAGGUUGGGACGCUAGUAGUGUCCGGAUCUUGACCAUUGCUGUCCUUGAGUCCAAUCUACCAGCCAGCAAGGGCAGGACCAUCCUGGCACUGAACACCCAUCUCGAUGAUUUUUCAGCAGUCGCCCGCCGGGAAGGGGCACAAAUCAUCCUCAAUGCUACCUCGACCCUGAAGAAGCAAUUCCCAGCCAUCAGUUUCGUUUACCUGAGUGGAGACCUCAAUUCCCCUCCUCAUGAUGGAGCAUACAAGCUGCUCAACCAAUGUGGAUCCGGGUUCAUCGACGCCCGACGCUUGAUCAAGGAAGAGGACGUCUAUGGUGAUGAAUUGACCUUCACGGAAUUCCCUUUCGAUGAAACAGCCAAGGGGUUGCGAAGGAUCGACUAUGUUCAUCUGGGCAUCAAAGACGAUGGGGACGAGGCUGACGUCGAGGCGGAGAGACAAAAAGUACGGAGUUGUGUCAAAGGGUACGGAGUACUUCCGAAUCGUUUCGAUGAUCGUGUAUGGAUGACCGACCAUCGCGCAGUGGUGGUGGAUCUCGUAAUCUGA
Exophiala bonariae is the source of this 987-nucleotide messenger RNA. RefSeq lists its product as uncharacterized. Lineage: Eukaryota; Fungi; Ascomycota; Eurotiomycetes; Chaetothyriales; Herpotrichiellaceae. The record is from RefSeq and is a predicted model, not a curated record. The transcript has a single exon. Gene Ontology annotation, molecular function: 3'-5'-RNA exonuclease activity. The coding region runs from base 1 to 987 and encodes 328 amino acids.